UUUUUUUUCGAAAUUUCAAUUUUUUCGAAAAAGCAACACAAUCACAGCUGUAUAAUAUUCGAGUGUUAUAAGCGACAGUGUGCGUGAGUGAGACAGUGGCAUUGUUUAUGUGUUUACCAGUGAGUGGGAGGGAGACGGCAAUAUGUUGCGCGGGAUUAAGUACCAGCGGUUGGAUGAUCUGGAGAUUGGAGAGUCGAGCGCUGAGCUGGUGGCAGUGCGGGUGUCCAUCAAUGGCAUGACCUGCCAGUCCUGCGUGCGCAGCAUCGAGGCCUCCACCAGGGAGCUGCCGGGCAUACACCUAGUUAAGGUGGAGCUAUCAGAAAACGCGGGCUACUUCAGAUAUGAUCCGCGCACCAUCACAGAGGAGGCCAUCCGGUCCCAUAUAGAAGACAUGGGCUUCGAGGUACCCACGGACUCCACGGAUCACGAAACUAGGAACCUGCUACCCAAGGAGAUCCCGACAGACCUGCUGAUAGACAUGUCCGGCACCGGCGAGGCGGAUGAGCAGGAGGUGCUGCUGUCCAUCGUCGGCAUGACCUGCCAGUCCUGCGUCAACACCAUUGAAGGCCAUAUACACUCCCUACCAAGUGUAUCGCAAGCCACUGUGAACUUGUCGGAGGGCACUGCUGUGGUGGUGGGCGCGCGCAGCAGUACGCUCGCGCGGACGCUGGCUGACGCAGUGUACGCGCUCGGCUUCUCUGUCAGUGUACGCGCUGUGGACGGCGAGCUGUGUGCUGAUUCAGCGACACAAACAAAAAGUGAAGAAGGUUCGGGCGAUGGUAUCAAACCACCUUCUCCUGUCAAGAGUCGGACGCAAACUAAUGGCGCAGCCUCCCCGAUCCUGGAGAGCGAGCUGUCUCGCUGCACGCUGGAGGUGCGCGGCAUGACGUGCGCCUCCUGCGUCGCCGCUAUCGAGAAGCACUGCACUAAGUUGUAUGGAGUGGAAUCAAUCCUAGUAGCCCUACUAGCAGCGAAGGCAGAAGUCCGGUACGCUCCCAGUAAGAUCUCAGCAGCCGACAUAGCGCACUGCAUCACGGAGCUGGGCUUCCCAGCGAGCGUCAUCAGCGACUGUGAUGGCAGUGGACAGAGGGAUCUGCAUGUCGCUAUCAAAGGCAUGACAUGUGCGUCGUGCGUGAACAAGAUAGAGAAGAGUGUACUUAAGCUGACCGGCGUCGUGUCCUGCACUGUGGCGCUUACUACUAGCAAAGGUAAAAUAAAAUACAACGCGGAACAGAUAGGGCCGCGGACGAUAUGCGAGGCUAUCAACAACCUCGGGUUCGAAGCCAGCGUCGUGACGCCGCAUAACAGAGGAACUACUAACUAUUUAGAACAUAAAGAAGAAAUAAGAAAAUGGCGGAACGCGUUCCUAGUCUCCCUAAUAUUCGGUGGUCCGUGCAUGGUGGCCAUGGCGUACUUCAUGGCGGUGAUGUCGCGCGGACACAGCGCGCGGGACAUGUGCUGCGUGCUGCCCGGCCUCAGCCUCGAGAACCUGCUCAUGUUCCUGCUGUCCACGCCCGUGCAGUUUAUCGGCGGCUGGCAUUUCUACAAGCAAGCGUACAAGGCGUUGAGUCACGGCACUUCUAACAUGGACGUCCUUAUAUCUAUGACUACUACUAUCAGUUACGUAUACUCCCUCGCCGUAGUAAUAGCAGCAAUGGCGAUGCAACAAGACACAAGUCCAGUAACAUUCUUCGACACGCCGCCCAUGUUACUCGUCUUCGUAUCGCUAGGACGAUGGCUUGAACAUAUAGCCAAGGGUAAAACAUCAGAAGCACUAUCCAAGCUGCUUUCACUAAAGCCUACAGAAGCAGUUUUAGUAACGUUAGAUGAAAACGGACAUCCUAUCAGCGAGAAGAGCAUACCUGUCGACUUGGUGGAACGGGGUGAUACACUCAAGGUGGUACCCGGAGCUAAAGUACCAGUGGACGGCAAAGUGAUCUUCGGUCAGAGCACGUGCGACGAGUCGUUGAUCACCGGCGAGUCUAUGCCCGUGCCCAAGACUAAAGACUCAGUAGUAAUAGGCGGCAGUAUAAACCAGCACGGAGCCCUGGUCGUCUCCGCCACGCACACGGGCGAGGCGAGCACGCUCGCGCAGAUCGUGCGCCUCGUGGAGGACGCGCAGGCCAGCAAGGCGCCUGUUCAGCGCCUCGCUGAUACUAUAGCCGGGUACUUCGUGCCCCUGGUAGUUUUCCUGUCGGUGCUGACUCUCGUCUGCUGGAUCAUCAGUGGAGCACUCAAUAUUGACAGGAUUAAACUUAUUACGCCGCCAAUGUACGUAAACGCAGGCUAUGCGGCCUGGGAACUGAUAGUUCAGACAGCAUUCCACUUCGCUCUCUCAGUACUAGCUAUAGCGUGUCCGUGUGCACUGGGGCUGGCGACUCCGACCGCGGUGAUGGUGGCCAGUGGCGUGGGGGCCAAGCUGGGGCUGCUCAUUAAGGGGGCUGAGCCGCUAGAGAAUGCUCAUAAGGUGAAAACAGUAAUAUUCGACAAGACGGGCACAAUAACUCGCGGCAGUGCGACCGUCGCCAAGCUGUCGCUGCUGACGGGCUCGGCCAGCACGCUGGGCUCCGUGCUGGCUUGCUUGCUCACUGCCGAGCUCAACUCCGAACAUCCUGUCGCUUCUGCAAUAGUCCGUUGGUGCAGCGCGGCGCUGGGCGGGCACAGCGGGCUGGCGUGCGUGAGCUUCGUGGCGGCGCCGGGCUGCGGCCUGCGCGCGCGGCUGCGGCCCAUGGGGGAUACUGUGCCCGUGCAUAUAGCUAACUUUAAUAAUCAGCCCAGAGCAGGCAGCACGUUCAUAGUGGAGGGAGUACCGGUGGAGGUGGUGUCUCCCGGCGGUGACGCGGCGCUCAGCUCCGCACACGCCGCGCACAGGCUGCACUCGCUCAUACAGCCGGGGGGAGAGGAAACGGAACAAGUAGUGCUCAUAGGCAACAGGGAGUGGAUGUCGCGUAACGGCGUGACUGUCCCGCGCCGCGUGCAGGACGCUCUGCAGCAAGACGAGGAGUUGGGCAGGACGGCCGUGCUCGCCGCCAUUAACGGUAAGCCCACUGUUGGACUAGCAGUAGUGCUCAUAGGCAACAGGGAGUGGAUGUCGCGUAACGGCGUGACUGUCCCGCGCCGCGUGCAGGACGCUCUGCAGCAAGACGAGGAGUUGGGCAGGACGGCCGUGCUCGCCGCCAUUAACGGUAAGCCCACUGUUGGACUAGCAGUAGUGCUCAUAGGCAACAGGGAGUGGAUGUCGCGUAACGGCGUGACUGUCCCGCGCCGCGUGCAGGACGCUCUGCAGCAAGACGAGGAGUUGGGCAGGACGGCCGUGCUCGCCGCCAUUAACGGUAAGCCCACUGUUGGACUAGCAGUAGUGCUCAUAGGCAACAGGGAGUGGAUGUCGCGUAACGGCGUGACUGUCCCGCGCCGCGUGCAGGACGCUCUGCAGCAAGACGAGGAGUUGGGCAGGACGGCCGUGCUCGCCGCCAUUAACGGUAAGCCCACUGUUGGACUAGCAGUAGUGCUCAUAGGCAACAGGGAGUGGAUGUCGCGUAACGGCGUGACUGUCCCGCGCCGCGUGCAGGACGCUCUGCAGCAAGACGAGGAGUUGGGCAGGACGGCCGUGCUCGCCGCCAUUAACGGUAAGCCCACUGUUGGACUAGCAGUAGUGCUCAUAGGCAACAGGGAGUGGAUGUCGCGUAACGGCGUGACUGUCCCGCGCCGCGUGCAGGACGCUCUGCAGCAAGACGAGGAGUUGGGCAGGACGGCCGUGCUCGCCGCCAUUAACGGUAAGCCCACUGUUGGACUAGCAGUAGUGCUCAUAGGCAACAGGGAGUGGAUGUCGCGUAACGGCGUGACUGUCCCGCGCCGCGUGCAGGACGCUCUGCAGCAAGACGAGGAGUUGGGCAGGACGGCCGUGCUCGCCGCCAUUAACGGUAAGCCCACUGUUGGACUAGCAGUAGUGCUCAUAGGCAACAGGGAGUGGAUGUCGCGUAACGGCGUGACUGUCCCGCGCCGCGUGCAGGACGCUCUGCAGCAAGACGAGGAGUUGGGCAGGACGGCCGUGCUCGCCGCCAUUAACGGUAAGCCCACUGUUGGACUAGCAGUAGUGCUCAUAGGCAACAGGGAGUGGAUGUCGCGUAACGGCGUGACUGUCCCGCGCCGCGUGCAGGACGCUCUGCAGCAAGACGAGGAGUUGGGCAGGACGGCCGUGCUCGCCGCCAUUAACGGUAAGCCCACUGUUGGACUAGCAGUAGUGCUCAUAGGCAACAGGGAGUGGAUGUCGCGUAACGGCGUGACUGUCCCGCGCCGCGUGCAGGACGCUCUGCAGCAAGACGAGGAGUUGGGCAGGACGGCCGUGCUCGCCGCCAUUAACGGUAAGCCCACUGUUGGACUAGCAGUAGUGCUCAUAGGCAACAGGGAGUGGAUGUCGCGUAACGGCGUGACUGUCCCGCGCCGCGUGCAGGACGCUCUGCAGCAAGACGAGGAGUUGGGCAGGACGGCCGUGCUCGCCGCCAUUAACGGUAAGCCCACUGUUGGACUAGCAGUAGUGCUCAUAGGCAACAGGGAGUGGAUGUCGCGUAACGGCGUGACUGUCCCGCGCCGCGUGCAGGACGCUCUGCAGCAAGACGAGGAGUUGGGCAGGACGGCCGUGCUCGCCGCCAUUAACGGUAAGCCCACUGUUGGACUAGCAGUAGUGCUCAUAGGCAACAGGGAGUGGAUGUCGCGUAACGGCGUGACUGUCCCGCGCCGCGUGCAGGACGCUCUGCAGCAAGACGAGGAGUUGGGCAGGACGGCCGUGCUCGCCGCCAUUAACGAUCAACUGGUAUGCACAAUAGGCGUGGCAGACGAGGUGAAGCCGGAAGCCCACCUCGCGGUCUACUGCCUCAAGAAGAUGGGUCUGCAAGUGUGUCUACUCACCGGCGACAACAGGAAGACCGCCGUGGCCAUCGCUAGACAGGUGGGCAUCAACAAAGUCUACGCAGAAGUGCUGCCCUCCCACAAGGUGGCUAAAAUCCAGAAGCUACAAGAAGAAGGCCAGAAGGUGGCCAUGGUGGGGGACGGCGUCAACGACUCGCCGGCGCUGGCGCAAGCUGACGUGGGGAUAGCUAUAGCCAGCGGCACUGAUGUCGCUGUGGAAGCCGCUGAUCUUGUGUUAAUGAGAAAUGAUCUCCUAGACGUGGUAGCCUGCUUAGAACUAUCUAGAACAACAGUGCGUCGAGUUCGUCUGAACUUCCUGUUCGCCAGCGUGUACAAUCUACUGGGCAUCCCGCUAGCUAGCGGCGCCUUCGCGUCUCUGGGGCUGCAGCUACAGCCGUGGAUGGCAUCAGCUGCGAUGGCGAUGAGUUCAGUGUCAGUCGUGUGUUCCAGUUUAUUGCUCAAAACUUUCAAAAAGCCGACGAUAGAGCAACUCCGCACAGCAGAGUACUUACAGUCCAUCCACCUUCAAGACUUGGACUCUGUGUCCGUGCACCGCGGCCUCGACGAGCGCCUCGACCCCGUCGAGCGCGGCGCCUCGCCCCUCGCCAAGUUAUUCCACCGCAGUAAGCAGCCCGAAGGCUGUCUCCUACAAGAGGAGGACGAUCUGAUGACCGUCUCCUUCAUCCCCAAGAGACGCCAGGAGCCCAGCAUCAAUGGGUGAUAGCCCAGCAGUGGGGUUGGGCAGUGGGAUCAAAUCCAGUGGGUAGGUGAGCUAAGUAGAUGGCGCUUGAGACAAUCAAAUUGAUGAUUUUUCAUCUACUUAGAGAAAGGAGGUUUUAAUUUCGACUGCUUUUUUAGGACUGUUGUAGGUAUUGAUUUAUUUGAGAAUGUAGUUUUUUUGAGUUUGGCAUUCAAUUAGCUUGAUUUUUGUGGAAAAUAAUGCGUAUUAAGUUGAUCUUGCCAAAUUUAAUUACGAUAUUUUUUUUUUAAUGAAACAGACUGAACUAACUGUGUGAAAAAUAUGAUGGAAAUGAAAAUAUACUCCUUUUUUCAGUUACAUAAAAUGUCUUCCUAGAUCUUGUGAAUUGUUAUAGGUAGUUUAAAAACACUAUCCUAGUGACUCCAAAAUUUUAUUUUUUUUAAUGCUCAAAUUCGUAACUGACAGUGAGUUUAACUGUAAAAUUACCUAUUUUUAAGAAACAGCGCCAUCUACAAAGCAAAAUCCUAUCAGUUUAGCAGACAAUGCCGAGUGCAUAGCUUGUAUGUGACGGACAGUGCAGUGUUACAGUGAAACUAAGAGUAAAGACUGAUGUGUUUCUGUAAAUAUUACGUGUGUCGGGCAAAGUAAGAACUUAGGCGGUAUGUGAAAUGACUAGAGUAUAUUUUUUGACAAUGUGUGAUUUUGUGAUUGUUUUUAAGGGUGGAUUUUGUUAAUAAUACUAUUGUUUUUAUUAUCAGAAUAUUAACUAUUUUGUUAUAUGCUAAAAAUUAGUAAAAACUGAGAAAAGCUUGGAUUUUUUAAUUAGUGAGAUCAAUUUUAUGUUCUAGUCAUUUCGCAAGAUCGUCAGUUUAUUAGUUACAAUGCUACCUAGCCUUUAGAAGCUAACAACUUUAAGUUAACAGAAUAUAUCGCUUUAUAUUUUAACAUUUAUUAUAAAAUUUCGUACAAAAGAUGCCUUCAAAGGUAAAACAAAAAAAAAACUUCAAAAAUAUUAUAUUCACAAUGAUAUAAUUAUCAAUGACGAAAACCUUAUUCAAAUUGGCACUACAAUUUUUGAGAAAAUCAUGAGCAAACUAUCUAAAAUGUUCGAAUACUGAAUUUUUUUUUAUCACUAUGAAAUAAUCCUGUGAAACUACCAGCAAUUUUAUUUAAAUUUAAAUACCUUGCCAAACAAAUGAUUGUACUGGCAAAAUGUUUUAUAUACAUAUUUUAAUCAUUAAAAUAUUAUUCCAUUUUUAUAGAAAUGAAUCCAUAGAUCAAUAGUUACCAAUUUGUACAAAAUAAUCUUUAUUAUACGUAUUUUAAUACUGUAAAUUAUGUUGAUUUCAAUAAUCAUGAAAAAUAACUGCAAUAAAGAAAUCUUACUGAAACAAUUUACAGUAUGAAAAUACAAGAAUACUGCAAUUAUUAUAUAUUUGUUAACAACCUCAUCACUAUUGGAUCAGCCGUUCUCGAAUCGUUGACUGGUUUGAGAAAAAUUAAUAAAUGGAAUAUAUAUUUUUUCGUGACAAGCAAAGCCAAGAGAAAAACCUAGUAAAUUAUAAAAUAUUCAAUUUAUUAAUUUCUACUCAACAAAACGAGAACUUUACAAUAGACAAUUUUUAUUAGUAUUAUUUUGAUAUCAAGUCAUUGGCACUUUAAAAAGUAUAAAUUCACAAUAUAUUACGACAUCAAACUACAUAAAAAUACACUCUUUUGCAAAAAA
Helicoverpa armigera (cotton bollworm) is the source of this 7331-nucleotide messenger RNA. It is a transcript of the gene ATP7, whose product is annotated as copper-transporting ATPase 2. The record is from RefSeq and is a predicted model, not a curated record. The transcript is spliced from 29 exons. Gene Ontology annotation, molecular function: ATP hydrolysis activity; copper ion binding; ATPase-coupled monoatomic cation transmembrane transporter activity. Gene Ontology annotation, biological process: monoatomic cation transport. Bases 143 to 5626 code for a protein of 1827 amino acids. Gene Ontology annotation, cellular component: membrane. Lineage: Eukaryota; Metazoa; Arthropoda; Insecta; Lepidoptera; Noctuidae.